Drosophila virilis is the source of this 3690-nucleotide messenger RNA. RefSeq names its product Adult enhancer factor 1 (gene Aef1). Gene Ontology annotation, molecular function: RNA polymerase II cis-regulatory region sequence-specific DNA binding; DNA-binding transcription factor activity, RNA polymerase II-specific. Gene Ontology annotation, biological process: regulation of transcription by RNA polymerase II. The record is from RefSeq and is a predicted model, not a curated record. Lineage: Eukaryota; Metazoa; Arthropoda; Insecta; Diptera; Drosophilidae.
GGUCAUUUGUACCAGUUCUUUCGCGUCUAUUUGGUACGCAAACAGUAAAAGCAAAAAAAAAAAACAAUUUUUACUAUUUUUCUACGUUUUAUAAAUGAAUACAAAACAAUAAAUAAUGCUCUAAAGCAUAGUUUUAACUGAAUUAAUAACAAAACGCGUGCUUGGUGCACACUUGCCUGGCCCGCGAAAAAUCCAAUCAGAAAACGAAAAGGCCAGCACCAGCACAAAAUGGAAAGGCACUAACCAACACAACAACAAGAGCAGCAGCAACAACAACAGCAGAAACCACAACCAGGCCAGCCAGCAUGUCGUGGCAUUUGUGAGCAGCGCGCCAAAAACUUGUCACGAAGUUUCUUGUCAUAGACGUACGCGUCCGCUCCUAGAGCCACGCUCCCACUCGCCCCCCACACUUACACGCACACACACACACACACAGUCAUUCUCCUACACACAUACACCCGCCCAGUGCUCACGUCCAGUCCUUAAGUGCUUAGGCAGCUUAUGAUGCAUAUCAAGAGCCUGCCACACGCACAUCAGGCCGCUGCGGCAAUGAGCAAUUGCGACAUUGUCAUUGUUGCCGCGCAACCGCAGACCACCAGCGCCAACAACAAUAACAAUGACACUGUUACACAGGCAAGCCAUGCCAGCCAUGCGGCAGCUGUGGCGCAUGCACAGCAUCAGCAACAGCAGCAGCAGCAACAACAACAACAACAGCAGCAGCAGCAACAACAACAACAACAGCAGCAGCAGCAGCAACAACAACAACAACAACAGCAGCAACAACAACAACAACAGCAACACAAUCAACAGCAACAACAGCCGCCCGCGCCUACAGAAAUCGCCCUACCCUUUAACAUGCAUUUGAGCGGAAUUUCAGCGGAGGCACACAGCGCUGCCCAGGCGGCCGCAAUGGCAGCUGCGCAGGCCGCGGCAGCGCAAGCCGCCGCCGCGGAUCAACAGCCAACAGCACCUCCCGCGCCGCCAUCGGCACACACGCUGGCUCACCUGGUGGCCAAUGCUACGCAUAGUCCGACGCUUGGCGAGUCGCACUAUGUUAGCAACGGUCACUCCAACAACGAGCAUUCGGGCGAGGGUAAUGGCUCGAGCGGUAGCGGCGGCCGGGAGCCGGAGAAACCAUUUCAUUGCACAGUGUGCGAUCGACGAUUUCGCCAGUUGAGCACAUUGACCAACCAUGUGAAGAUCCAUACUGGCGAGAAGCCCUACAAAUGCAACGUUUGUGAUAAGACGUUCCGUCAAUCGUCAACGCUGACGAAUCAUUUGAAAAUUCAUACCGGCGAAAAACCAUACAAUUGCAACUAUUGUCCCAAGCAUUUCCGUCAGCUGAGCACUCUGGCCAAUCAUGUCAAGAUUCAUACGGGUGAAAAGCCGUUCGAGUGCGUCAUAUGCAAGAAACAAUUCCGCCAAUCCAGCACGCUCAACAAUCACAUAAAGAUCCAUGUUAUGGACAAGGUCUACGUUCCUGUCAAGAUCAAAACGGAGGAGGACGAGGGGUGACUAGGACGCAUGGCGUUGGCGCAACAUCAUCAUCUCCAUCACCAGCAGCAACAGCAGCAGCAACAACAACAUCAUCAACAGUCGUCAACGCCAACGCAGCAGCAACAACAACAGCAGCAACAACAACAGCAGCAACAACAACAGCAACAGCAGCAACAACAACACCACAUCGAACACCAACGUGGAGUUACCAUUACGACGCUGCCGUCCACAACGACAGUGGCACAGCAUCAACAGCAGCAGCAAUCGCAUCUACAGCCCUCGCAUGGCAAUGGCAGCUCGCCGCAUCCUCAUUUCAAUGUAGCCGCCUUGGGUGAUUUGUCCAGCGCCAUGCAACUGGGCGCCGUGACAGCCGAUGGCAACUUUGUGACCAUGGGCGGCGUUGUGGUCGGACGCAUACAGCAUCCGCGAAGCGAGGAGCUGCAGCAUCUGGGCGUCAUUAAAGUGGAAUCGCCAACGAAUGGCAUUGCCGGCUCCACAGCUGCCGCACAACGCGAUGGAUGAGUCGAUAAGCCACUCCGCGAGCCCAGACUUAAGGAGACCGUUGACUCAAAUGAUAUCGCGUAUCUGGCGCCAGAGCAGCAGCAGCAGCGACUACGGCGGCGGCGCCGAUUUAACAAAAGAUAGACCGUAAUCGUUGCCGUUGUUGUUGCUGCUGCAUACGCUUACGUUGUUGUUAGUUGUUUAAUUGUAGCGAAACAUUGUUGUUGUUCUUGUUGUUGUUGUUGUUGUUGUUGUUAAGGUCUAGCUUACCAAGCUGAAUUAUCAGGCUUGCCCUUGGCGAUGUUCGCAUAUUUCAAGUUCAAAUACUAUGCAUCAAGCUGUUUCCGCAAUCUUGGAAAUCUUAGCUAUACUCAGAUGCAAUGCGAGUCGUAAAAACGUUGCAAUUGUAUUUAUCUGAAAGAACUUGAAAUCUGAUACGUAAACCAAACGAGCCUGAAUGCAAAACGCUUCAAUAGUAGCUAAAAGGAAAAGAAAAACCGUCGCCAACAGCAUCAUGGCCUAGAAAAGAUCAGAGAUUCACACUCAUUAACACACACACACACACGCAGAGUCGUCAAUAGCCACAAUUUACUUACGAAGCAAUAGGUUUAGAACAAGCUCCCCCUCAGCCUUCUACCCAUACACAUACUAACUAAUAACUGUAACAGUUAGCGCAAAAUCCUAAGUACUAAAAAACAAAUCAUUUGAUUAAGCAAAAAGUCAUUUCGUUUAAGUUGAAAGUUUGAAAGUGAAACAACACUAGAAAUGUUUUACAGAUUUGUUAUAUACUAUACGAGAAGAAAAAAACGGGCAAAAAUUAAUCAUUUUUCAAUUUCAAAUUGUUCUUUAGCAUUUAAAGUUUAAGAGAUUGUUGUAAAUUGUUUAGUGCGAGAAUUCUGCUGCAUUCGCUGAGACACUUGACAUAGUCAACGUUGCCCAUUGUUUUAAAUACUUAUAUAUAGCAUAUAAAACAAGAAACAAAAAAAAAAAAAAACAUUAACAAUUCUUAUUUCAAACCAAUUGUAAAUCAUUGUAAAAGAAAAUUGUUAACCAUUGUAAAUGCAGCCAUUUUAGUGAACACGCGCAAAGCAAGGCGGCUUUGUUAGGUUCAAAGUCUAUACAAAUUCAAUUUGUUUUUAACUAGCCUAAUUAUUUAAAUUUUGUUCUAAGCCCACAACCCCCCCUACACCCCUGUCCAGCCUUUUCCCUUUUCCUCUGGCUCCAAUCCAACGCACACACACACACACAUCUAAGCGAAAUUUUAAUUACCUUAAGUGGCAGGCAGAAGCAACCUAAUUAUAUAGUCUACAAUUAUAUAAACAUACUAUAAUUAGUUGAUCCUUAGUUUGUAAUUAAUGGCCGCGCGCGCUUUGUUGUGGCCCAUGAAAGUGAGUUUUGUUAAUUUUAAAAUCUAGUUUUUAGUCGUUAUAGUUUUAUAUUUUGCAAAUUGGCACAAUUUGAAACGAAGCAAUUACAAAAACAACAACAAAAAUACAAAAAAAAAAAAAAACAAAAAACGCUAGUUAAUGGAGUAAGCACACAAACUAUUACUAAUGCUAAUAUUAAUCAGAUAAUAUUGUGCGAUAGAAAGCAACAAGUUCUGUACAAAGCCCGACUCCAAUUUUGUAUGUAUAAAAAUGACAGCAGGAGAAAACAAGAAAUACGAAAAUACUAUUUUCUAAAAAUAUAAAA